Venturia canescens is the source of this 4902-nucleotide messenger RNA. It is a transcript of the gene iPLA2-VIA, whose product is annotated as calcium-independent phospholipase A2 VIA. The record is from RefSeq and is a predicted model, not a curated record. Lineage: Eukaryota; Metazoa; Arthropoda; Insecta; Hymenoptera; Ichneumonidae. Gene Ontology annotation, molecular function: protein binding. Gene Ontology annotation, cellular component: mitochondrion. Gene Ontology annotation, biological process: lipid metabolic process; positive regulation of ceramide biosynthetic process. The transcript is spliced from 4 exons. Bases 1242 to 3641 code for a protein of 799 amino acids.
AGUACGGACAUUCCUUAUUGGCUGUUUCGCGUCAAGGCUACACUCCAUUCGUUAUUUCGCUAGCCAAUCGGAACCUGUUACUUUAUUCGCGGGAGAAAAUAUAAAAUUUUUAUACAAACUCGUGGAACCAUCAAAAAUACUCUUUUCCUUUCGUACUUUUGGUACAUAUUUAAACUAUUCAUUCAUUUUUUUUUAUCAUGGGCUACUGUAUGUUAAAUGCAGUACGCUUUUUUACCGAGAAUGGAAGUUUCUUUUUCCUCUACAUUUUUAUUGCUUUGCUUAUUCGUCCUUUCUUUUUAUUUUUUUCCGUCCUUCUUGAGAGAGUAUAAGAAAUUAUCUUGUCGUGGGCUAAACAAAGUAAACUUAUGCUUCGUGAUAUGACCGGCGUGAGCUUGUUCGAGCGUGCUUAUCACGAUCAAGUGCGCGGACAUGCACACUCGGACAAUCACAAAAGCAUAAUGGAAAAAAUAUUUGCUUUGCUAAAAAGGAAAAGUACAGUCCGUUUAAAAAGUGGUGUUGAUCGCGUGGGUGCGUAUCUUUUAGAUUUGAUCGCGCAUAACUGUCUACGAAGUCAAUGAUUUGAGGUUAUUACACCUUUAUGAACUUGACGGUUUAUAUUUGUCAUAUAUGAUUGUUUUUCUUAACGAUUGAGGCGUUAAAAAGUUAUGUACUUGUUUUUAAUCGAUCUUCACACAACGAAAAUUUGACAACUGUUUUUACCGUACGAUAAGCAAAUCUUUUUUCAAUUAUAAAAUUCGUAACUGAUAAAACGAUCGCGCUUUCAUCAGUAUUCAAGUUCAUGGAGGUGGUUAUUGCAUCACUGCGAUGACUACUAUCGCUCUAUCGGCAAUCCUUCGCAUCAUGCCAUUUCAGAUGGUAAUGCAAUCGCACUGUAUGCUCGACUGCGGACUGAGUAGAAAUGUAUGCAGCUGUAACUCUAUAAGUUGCAUGCUGAGAAAAGCGCUGUUUUAGGUUUCUGCUAUUGGCAUUUUUUAUAACUUGACGUUUGACGUUUUUUUGAUGAUUCUAAAGUUCGCCGAUUAUCCGAUUCAAGUCUUUAAGUUUACGUAUAGCACUUACGUUACUGAUCAUGAAUAAUUAGUUAACUAAUUGCGUCUCUUCUAACGGUAAACUGGAGACUUGACAGCUUAGAUUAAAAAAACGAGAAUGCAGAAUAAUUAAAGGUACAAAUCAAAAGGAAAAAUACUCAUCUGUCAUUUGUCGAAUGGUAGGAAUCAAAAAUGUCAUGGCUCGGCACAAUCGCAAAUAAUGUUUUCCGCAACAUUAUUUUUCCCGACUCCCCUCCAAAUGUCGUACUUGCCCUGAAACCUGAACAAUACAGCAACAGGCGAAUACACAGUCGGGAGGAUGGUGUGAUUCUAUAUUGUCCUGGUACAGAAAAAGGAGAAAAAUAUGAUAUUGUACUUCAUCGACCAUGUACGGAAGCUCACGAUCAGGCCUACAGUUUAUUUCGAUCCGACAAUUUGGAAGUGGCGGAAGUUCGGUUCGUUGUUUACAAGGAUAAGAUACCAAUCUUGGUGCAGAUAUGCAAAGAGUUAUCCAAUGUGGGCAAGAUUCAAAAGCUGUGCGACACCCUUGCGGAUCAUCCGACAUGGACACUGGCCCAUCUAGCAGCGCAUUUGUCUCUGUACGAGGCGUUCAAUGAUGUAACUGUGAUAAGUCAGUUGAACAGUAGCGACGCAGACACAGGAGUAUCGCCGUUGCAAGUGGCGAUCCAAACGAACAAUUUACGAAUGGUCCAAACGUUGAUAGCAGCAAAAAGUUCGCUGGAGCAUUUAGAUUUCAACGCGAAUUCGGUAUUUCAUUAUGCAGCGACGUCAACCAAGGAGAUUAUAUUAGCGCUUGGAGCUGGCUUGCCGAAUAGUUUAAAUAGUCGAAACAGUAGCGGACACACGCCGAUGCACGUGGCAUGUUUGAACGACAAGCCGGAGUGCGUAAAGGCUCUGUUGUUGAUAGGAGCGGACGUGAAUAUUUCGGCGAGCGAAGGGCAGCCUUCGAGUCCUGGUUACGUAGGAGAUUUUUUGCACACCCAGCCAAAUUCUCUCCAUGCGGAUGACAUGAAGUUUGGUGGAACGCCGUUGCACUGGUCGUGCAGUCGAGAAGUUAUCGACGCCCUGAUAGAAAUGAAUUGCGACAUUGAUGCACGAAACUUUGAUGGGCGUACGGCAUUGCACAUAAUGGUAAUGAGGAAGAGGCUGGAGUGCGUCUCCGCACUUCUCAGUCACAUGGCUUAUGUCAACGAGGUGGACAACGAAGGCAACACUCCUUUGCAUCUCGCCAUCCCAAAUGGUUCUCCACCGAUUGUUCAGUUGUUGAUAGGUUUCGGUGCGAACGUAGAUGCAAAAAACUGCAAAUCAGAGACUCCUCGCCAUUUGGUCGAUUCCAAGAGCAACGAGGGCAACAAAAUUCUAUAUUUCUUACACGCCGUCGGUGCAAAGCGCUGUGGUCCCGAAAUGACAGAUUGCUCCAUCGGCUGCAAACACAACGAAGAUUUCUGUGGCAUUGCUCCGCCAGAACCUCCCUCAUCGGUACCACGAACGGUUCUCGACCAGAUGCUCUACGUCGCUAGUAUGGAAAAAUUGGCAAUGGACACAGAGAAGUCAUCCAAGAAACGGAGAGGAGGAAGAUUGUUGUGUCUCGACGGAGGCGGUAUUCGCGGUCUGGUUCUCGUCCAGACUCUCAUAGAAAUCGAGGAAAUAAUCGGAAUACCUGUUAUCGAGUGUUUUGACUGGAUAGCUGGAACUUCGACCGGAGGGAUAUUGGCUCUGGGCCUAGCAGCUGGAAAAUCCCUGCGCGAGUGCCAAGCAAUUUACUUCCGAAUAAAGCAAGAUGCUUUCGUGCCUUCGCGGCCUUACAUGAGUGAGAAUCUUGAAAAAAUUCUCAAGAAUGCUCUCGGCACUGACACCACCAUGGCAUCCAUAAAAAAACCUAAAUUAAUGAUAACGGGAGUGCUCGCCGAUCGGAAACCCGUAGAUCUUCAUCUUUUCAGGAACUACCAAUCACCCAGUGAUAUCUUGAAGAUUCCACUUUGCACCAAGUUCAAGCCAACGCUUGGUCCAGAAGAGCAAUUGUUGUGGAAAGCUGCCAGAGCCACGGGCGCAGCUCCCUCCUAUUUCCGGGCUUUUGGAAGGUUCCUCGACGGUGGUUUGAUCGCCAACAAUCCGACCCUCGACGCGAUGACGGAGAUUCACGAGUACAAUCUCGCGCUCGUGGCGACGGGGCGCGAGGCCGAAGUGAAACCGUUGUCCUUGGUCGUUUCAAUCGGCACGGGGCUCAUUCCGGUUUCCCCUUUGAAAGACAUCGACGUUUUUCGUCCGGAAAGCUUGUGGGACACGGUUCGUCUCGGCAUGGGAAUUUCCGCACUCGGAAACCUCCUCGUCGAUCAAGCCACAGCUUGCGACGGGCGAGUCGUCGAUCGCGCCAGGACUUGGUGCUCCAUGAUCGGCGUCCCUUACUACCGCUUCAAUCCACAGCUCUCUCAAGAGGUCGCCAUGGACGAGAAGAACGAUAAAGUCCUGGCGGAAAUGAUUUGGACGGCGAAAGCAUCGAUGCACGCUAAUCGUGAUCAGGUGAUGGAACUUGCGGCCGUUAUGCAAAGACUUUACGAAACAGCCACGUAAAUUCGGUCCAAUUAUUUUUAGAGGAUCCAAAAGCGUCUAAUUUAUCGAAAAUAAUACAACGCACAUGUUUAGCAUAUCGCUGGUUGAACUGUCGUUGACGUUUCAUGAAGCUUACAAUCGAAUUUCAAGUUAAUAGACAAAACUAGUUUUUCACAUUCUCAACAUUUCUCUAUUUUCAUUCUCAUGUGAUAAUUAUUUUUCAUCCCGGGGAGUUUCGAUACCAAGUAGAUAGAUCUCAGUUAUUUUUUUGUCGUUUUUUUUUCUUAUUAACAAUAUUCGAUUGUUUGAUCGUUGAAUUUGAAAGAUUGGAAAAUAAAUAUCUUGAUGUUGAAGAAUGAGAUUUUCGAUAAUAGGCAAAAGAAAAAUACUCGGUGAAUUGGGUCAAAUACUUUUUGAAUUUUCAUCGUUCGAGGCGAUAAUCUUUGUGAAAAGUGAUUUCUGACAAUCGCAUUUAGUUAGAACCUGUGAUUGUCUGUCUUGGGAGGAAAAUCUAUUGAAAAAAUGAAGAAAAUCGUAGUUUAUUAGUUACGUGGCUGUAAUUAUGUACUCGAAUUAGGAAAUUAGUGAAUUCUCGAUGUUUUCAAUGGCUCGUCAUAUGUGGCAGGUUACGCAUAGACAAAUAUUAUAUUUUCUAUCAUUUUUAUGAUUUUUCUUUUACACAAAACUUCUCAGAAAUCACUUUAUAUUUAGUAAAUUCAUAGCAAGAUUCGAGUAAUUAUGAAGAAACGUUGAAAUAUAUCAUUUUAAACUUUUACCUCGUCGCGUUCGACCUCGGACCCCUGCAACAGGGUCGAAAACAACUUCCAUUUUUUCAGCAAAACAUUCUUUUUUCUGUUUUUUUUUUCGCAACUUUCCUAUUUUCUUCCCAUCCAUAAAAAUGUAAAAAAUGGUUGAGAAUUUGAUUCUUUUACUGCAUCAAAUGUGUCUUGUCCUCAAGUCCUCGAGUUUAUUGUCAUUUUCCGCUCCCUUGUCCAGUCGACGUUCGAAAAAAUCGACUCGAGGGGUCCAGGCUCGACGUUUAUCUCAAGUCUUACUUUUAGUGCCUCGAUGUAGUAGUUGUGGACGCGUUGAAACGAAUAUUGUACAAUGUAUACGCGCUGGGCUCGCUGAAUACACGUAUUUAAUAAACUAACGUCUCGAUUGGAAGAAAAAACAAAAAUUUACAUACAUGAAAGUCAUUGAGAAAACUGUUGAUAGCGCAUUCGUGGAGUUUUUAUGUAACAAUAAUAGAUUGGAUUGUAAUUACAAUAAUUUAACAGCA